Messenger RNA from Aspergillus nidulans FGSC A4, 330 nucleotides. RefSeq lists its product as uncharacterized. The record is from RefSeq and is a predicted model, not a curated record. Lineage: Eukaryota; Fungi; Ascomycota; Eurotiomycetes; Eurotiales; Aspergillaceae. The transcript has 2 exons. Bases 1 to 330 code for a protein of 109 amino acids.
AUGCGGCUGCCAGAGAAACAACGGGCUAUAUGGGGAACUCUUCAUGGAGAUUGGGGCAUGGCUGCUGCUUUGGCUAGAGAAGCCACGGAACAGAGCUGGAGCCGGGGUCAUAAGGGGCGGGAGAAGAACCCGGAUGGUAGUGGAAUGGGAGGAAGAAAUCUCCCACAAACCACCAGCCCAGCUGCAUACAAGAUGUCAAGGCAAGCUGAGCGGAUUGUCAAUAGAGAAGACGAGAAUGUCGGGAGCCCCAACGAGGUAAAAGCCCACGAAAACUUGGCUCCCCAGCUUCUUUCUGAGCACGCCAGCACCCAAGACCUCAUAAUCCAAUAG